AUGCACUUCUCAAAGCUCAUAAUCGGUGCCUUCUUGGUAGCUGCUACCGGGUGAGUAUACCCCCUAACGUUUCUGUUCCCAGCAGAAUCACGCUAAUCAGUCCACCAGAACGCUUGCCGAGAAAUUGCAACCAGCACAUGUAAAACAUAUCGUCGUUCGCCGCAACCUAAAAGUGCAGCCAACUGGUCAUGGCAAAUCAGUUGCCCAAGAAUUUUACUGCGUAAAUGUGCAACCAGCUGUGUAAGAGAGGCGAAGAAGUCACCGAGAACAACUUCGCUACGGAACUGGCUUGCAACGCGUACAAGGAAGCUUGCCAUGAUUGCGCCUAUGUCGACAAUGGCUCCGACGGGAUUAAUCGCUGUGUAUCUGCUGGGGAAAAUCUGGAUGAGAACACUUUCUCAGAUGUUUGCAAGGAACUUGGUGCUAGUCGUGGGCAAGCUAAAGUCAACACCUAA
Molecule: messenger RNA, 455 nt
Organism: Hymenoscyphus albidus
Lineage: Eukaryota; Fungi; Ascomycota; Leotiomycetes; Helotiales; Helotiaceae
Source: the annotation of a GenBank genome assembly